Molecule: messenger RNA, 923 nt
Organism: Ipomoea triloba (trilobed morning glory)
Lineage: Eukaryota; Viridiplantae; Streptophyta; Magnoliopsida; Solanales; Convolvulaceae
Product: PLASMODESMATA CALLOSE-BINDING PROTEIN 3-like
Exons: 3
Coding region: 166-750 (194 amino acids)
Source: RefSeq, a predicted model, not a curated record
GGACAAGAAUCAGAAGAGAGGACAGACAACAAACCCCACAAAACAGAAAAGAUAGAAGACAAGAUCAGGACAUACUGCACUGCUGCAAUAUCGGGCCUCAUCAUAUCAUACCUGGCCAGUCAGCUCCCACACUGUUUUAAUUUUCUGUCCUCAACUUGAAUAGCCAUGGCGGUGCUAGCGGCGCUGAUUUUCACGUUGAUAUUUCUUGUGUUGAGAGUGGAAUCGAGUUGGUGCGUGGCGAGGAGUGAUGCCAGCGACCAGGCCCUCCAGGCAGCUCUAGACUACGCUUGCGGGUUUGGUGCGGACUGUGCUCCCAUACUUUCCGACGGGCUGUGUUAUCUCCCCAACACCUUGCUGGCUCACGCUUCCUACGCCUACAACAGCUACUACCAGCGCAAGGGCAGGGCUCCUGGCUCUUGUGACUUCGCCGGCACCGCCAACAUCGCCAGAACUGACCCAAGCUAUGGGUCUUGCAUUUAUCCAUCCAAACCAAGUGCUGCUGGGGGGACGGUUUCACCGGGAAGACCCAUCACGCCGCUCGCAACACAACCAACUCUUUAUCGUCCGCCGCCCGGUGCUACACACCAGCGCUCUGGAGAACUAUCCCCGAGCAUCGGAGUUAGACCGGUGGUUCCGAACAAGGCGACAAACAACUCCAGACCUCCGCCCAAGUUUUCAACCAUCGUAACAACCUUAAUUCUUGUCUCUUCUGUGUUUCUCAUUCUACAUGUGUUUUCACGACAUCUCUAGUCCAGGAACAUUAGAAGCAGUACUAGAGUUUAUUUAGUGUGAAGAUGGAGUAGGUUAGUGCAUUUUUGCUAGACAUUGAUUAACAGAUCGAAGAUUUCUAUUUGCUACUAAUAUUGGCUUGUGGUUAUUGGAAAGGAUAUUGACCCUAUUAAAAAUUGAAAACAUGCAAUUUA